CGGCAGCGAGUCCCGGAAGCGGAACUUGAAGGCUCUCCCGUCGCACCCCGCGCGUUCCCACAGUGCUCCGCGAAUGCCGCUAUGGAGGCCGGCAGGACAGCGGUUCUUCGCGUGAAGCGGAAGCGCAGCGCAGAGCCGGCCGAAGCCCUUGUUCUCUCCUGCAAACGCCUUCGGAGCAGCGCAGUCGAGUCGGCGGCCCAAAAGACAGUCCCCGAGGAUCCCGAGAGAGGGCCGGAGAAUAAUGUCUUCCAAUUGGUGGCCACCGUGCGCUCCCAGGAGGAGCCAGUCCAGGCGCUCGUUCGAGCCGCCCUGCGCCCUUCCCGGGGCAGCCAGCAGCGUAUCCGCCGCGACCUCCGCGCUUCGGCUCGGGAGAACCGGCAGGAGGGUCGCUACCGGGUGAUUUCUAGCCGCAGAUCCUCAGGGAUUCCCUCAGGUGGCCUGGAGUCCGAAGACCCACCGGGAAACCCAGAAGCCGCCGAGGACGCGAGCUUUCAGCUGUUCGACCUGGUCCACGAGGAAGAAGACGACCCAGAAGCCGUCGCCACCGCAGGCUCCUCCAAAACAUCUGACCCAGAUGUGAUCCUCUGCAAUUCCAUAGAGUUGAUCCGUGAGCGGUUGACUGUAUCUGAGGAUGGACCAAGAAUCGGGCAUCAGGAGGAACAGAAGGAUGACUAUGUGUAUGACAUUUACUAUUUGGAGAUGGCUACUCCAGGAUGGAUUGAGAACAUCCUCUCUGUGCAGCCCUAUAGCCAGGAGUGGGACCUGGUGAAUGAUGACCAGCAGCCAGAAGAUAUUUAUGAAGAUGAUGAUGAUGAGAACAGUGAGAAUAACUGGCGUAACGAGUACCCAGAGGAGGAGAACAGUGAUGAAGAUGAAGAGUCCAGAGGCUCUGAUGAAUAUGACAGCUUCACUGAAGAGGAAAGAGGCAACAGCAGACCACAAAUGUGGAGCAAAUACCCUUUGGAUGUGCAGAAGGAGUUUGGCUAUGACAGCCCCCAUGACCUGGAUUCAGACUGAUGAUCCUAUGGUAUCUGUGAAGUUCAAUCAUGUGCCCUUGAGGGCUCUGACUGUAGUUUCAUCCACCCUGGUAACAUCCUUGGGUUUUCUAGCUUAACAUAUAAAAGGAAAAAGCAUGUCCAAUAGCAGCAUCCUACCAGUGAAAACGUGCCCUAAAGGAUUGUCUUUUUCAGUAAGAGUACGGCCCCUUUGCUUCAAGACUCUACAGUCUGAUCGGGGGAAAUGCCAUAAAAAAGAAGCUUCCUAGUCUGGGGAUUUUCCCAUUCUCUUCCUGUCCUAAAGCCAAUAUGUAGAAGAGAAGCUCCUCUUUCCCUCAGCACUAAGAUUUAGCUUUCCCAUACCACCAGGCCACUGCCUCCACUAAAAGUCUGUUUUUUUUUUUGGUGGAAUCCAGAAGGACUACAAUGGGUCCUUUAUAGCAGCACAGACUGGAUAGUGGGGGCCGUUGGAGAGGGAAGUAGGAUCUGCCUGAGCGCUGAGAGAGAGGUUUUAAGUUAAUAGGUUCUCUACCUCCCUGCUUCCUGACUGAUAAUGCUUGUAAAGACUGCUGUCUUCCUUUGGCACUAGUGCCAGGGAGAACAGGAUGUAUGAGUGUGAUACUAUGUGUUUAGUAAAACUUAAAUAUGGGAGCAAGAAAUUCCUGGAAAACUUUUUUUUUUUUUAAGAUUUAUUAGAACAUAAGUACGAGGAAGGCCCAUAGGGAGAGAAGCAAGAGAGCCUCAAGCAGACCCCCCCACUGAGCACAGCCCAAUGCAGGGGGAUCCCAGGACCCUGAAACCAUGACCUUAGCUGAAGUCAGGAGUCAGCCACCUAACCGACUGAACCACCCAGCACCCCUACUUAAAAACUUUAAAUCUGAAUGCCAGGAUCCCUGGGUGGCGCAGUGGUUUGGCGCCUGCCUUUGGCCCAGGGCGCGAUCCUGGAGACCCGGGAUCGAAUCCCACGUCGGGCUCUCGGUGCAUGGGGCCUGCUUCUCCCUCUGCCUAUGUCUCUGCCUCUCUCUCUCUCUCUCUCUGUGACUAUCAUAAAUAAUAAUAAUAACAAAUCUGAAUGCCUUUUUUUUUUUCAAGAUUCUAUGUAUGUAUUUAUGAAUGAAUAAGAGCAUGAGGAGGGAGUAGGGUCAGAGGGAGAAGCAGGUUCUCCACUAAGCUGGGAGCUGGAUACGGGACUUGACUCCAGGAUCAUGACCCAAGCCAAAGUCAGAUGCCUAACCAACUUAGCCACCCAGGCACCCCAAAUCUGAAUGUCUUUACAUGUUUUCCCACUGUACUCCCUCUCUCCUGUCUCCACUCUCCACCAAAAAUGAGAGGCUGAGACAGAAGUUUCAGAAUUACUCUUAGACACAAAGGACUUAAGGAAAGUGAGGUAAAGGAAAACAAAUCCUUUUUUUUUAAGAUUUUAUUUAUUUAUUCAUAGAGAUGCAGAAAGAGAGAGAGAGAGAGAGAGAGGCAGAGACACAGGCAGAGGGAGAAGCAGGCAGGCUCCAUGCAGAGAGCCCGACGUGGGACUCGAUCCAGGGUCUCCAUAUCACGCCCUGGGCUGCAGGUGGCGCUAAACCGCUGCGCCACCAGGGCUGCACUAAGGAAAACAUAUCCUAAGCUUAGCUUUCCAAUGAGAAAUGUUAACUCUUCACAGCAUUCACUGAAAAUAGUGACCAAUUUUGUUACCAGAACCUCAAUUCCCUAUAAGCAAACCCUGACCCUACUUCUUUUCAUACCACAAAUGUCUUAGAGUUGGCAUUUAUUCUUCUAAUGUAAUAUUGUCCCAAAGAACUCUGUUCAAAGAUGAAUAUGUUCUAUAUCUACACUGUGCAGAGGUAGGCACUAGCCACAUGGGUCUCAGCUCUUGAACUAUGAUUAAUGCACCUGAAGAAUCAAAAUUUUUAUUAGCUACAUGUGGCUAGUAGCUACUAUACUGGGCAGCACAAGUCUACAAAAACAAUACACUGAACCUGUGAUUCAAAAUGUGCCUUCUUGCUGUGUGGCACAGACUCACUAUCACAUCCACAGGGAUAAGUCUUCUCCCCACAUCUUAUAAGUAUCUCUUUUUCUAUCCUGCCCCUACUCUUCCUUUCACUUUGUGUUCAUUUUGUAGGUCUUCACCUAUAUUAGUUCCUAUCUACAUGUUAAACCUACUUGAGUAGUUUAAGUUCUGUAUGUACACAUACUUAGGCUCUACUCUUGUGGCUAGAAAACCAACAGACUAUCCACAAAGGUACAAUUUAGUAUUGCAAGUAACAGGCAGCAACUUAUAUGUCUAAUACUAGUCAUCUUAGUCUCCUGUAGGCAUAGAAACAAAGGAUUAAAAACCACUCCAUGCCAUUUUAAUGUGCUCACUGCUGUUUAUGUACUCAUUAAGGUUUGCAAACAUUAAAGGACUGAAAACUUCA
Molecule: messenger RNA, 3406 nt
Organism: Nyctereutes procyonoides (raccoon dog)
Lineage: Eukaryota; Metazoa; Chordata; Mammalia; Carnivora; Canidae
Gene: SLC7A6OS
Product: solute carrier family 7 member 6 opposite strand
Exons: 5
Coding region: 82-1017 (311 amino acids)
Biological process (GO): developmental process
Source: RefSeq, a predicted model, not a curated record